Molecule: messenger RNA, 2120 nt
Organism: Lottia gigantea (owl limpet)
Lineage: Eukaryota; Metazoa; Mollusca; Gastropoda; Lottiidae
Exons: 13
Coding region: 162-1577 (471 amino acids)
Biological process (GO): fatty acid beta-oxidation
Molecular function (GO): acyltransferase activity, transferring groups other than amino-acyl groups
Source: RefSeq, a predicted model, not a curated record
GUUUUGCUGAGAUUAAUGAAAUCUGCUCAACUCUGAAAUCGGUUCAACUUUUCACCCCUGACAAUUUUUCAUUCAUCACCCUGGUCAAACUUUUGGAAUUCAGCCAAAGCCGUGAGUCGAGAACCCAAGUCACGUGACAGUCAAAGUCCACAGUUUCCAGCAUGGCGUCCAUGGUGCACAGAAUUUCUCAGCUCAGCAAAACUUCUGCUGCAAGUUUUGGAGUGAGAAGUUUAAGUUUAUCAUCAGUCCCACAUGCAGCUGAGGGUAAAAAGAAGUCCCUGGGCAAGUCUGGGGUUCGAAAUAUCGUACUGGUUGAAGGAGUCAGAACGCCAUUCUUAAUGUCUGGUACGUCGUAUAAAAACUUGAUGCCUCACGACCUUGCCAGGACAGCCUUAAUAGGGCUUCAGAGAAGAACUGGUAUUCCUAAAGAAAGUGUAGACUAUAUAAUAUAUGGUACAGUAAUACAGGAAGUCAAGACCAGUAAUAUAGCCAGGGAGGCAGCCUUGGGGGCAGGGUUUUCAGAUAAAAUACCAGCACACACUGUCACCCAGGCCUGUAUAUCAUCGAAUCAGGCCAUAACUACCGGUGUUGGUAUGAUAGCAGCAGGUCAAUGUGAUACAGUAAUAGCAGGAGGAGUCGAGUUUAUGUCAGACGUUCCAAUCAGACACAGUCGUAAAAUGAGAAGCAUCAUGCUCAGUCUGAAUAAAGCUAAAACUCCAGCCCAAAAACUCGGCCUGGCUUCAAAAAUGUUCAGCCCCAAAGUCUGGAGCCCUGAGUUACCAGCCGUAGCUGAGUUUUCUACAGGAGAAACUAUGGGUCAUUCAGCAGACAGAUUAUGUACAGCAUUCGGUGUAACAAGACAGGAACAAGAUGAAUUUGCUCUCCGUUCCCACACUCUCGCUGCCGAGGCCACAAAGAAAGGUUUAUUAACAGAUAGACUGGAUUAUAAAGUACCAGGAGUGAACGAUACUGUUACAGCUGAUAAUGGAAUUCGACCUUCAUCAAUGGAGAAAAUGUCAUCGUUGAAAGCUGCCUUCAUUAAACCAUACGGAACCAUUACGGCUGCAAAUGCUUCAUUUUUGACGGACGGUGCCUCAGCGUGUCUGAUUAUGUCCGAAGAAAAAGCUCUAGCUAUGGGAUAUAAACCUAAAGCUUAUCUUAGAGAUUUCCUCUACGUUUCACAAGAUCCCAAAGAUCAACUUUUAUUGGGACCUGCGUAUGCUACUCCUAAGAUUCUAGACAGAGCUGGUUUGAAACUAAGUGAUGUGGAUGUUUUUGAAUAUCACGAAGCUUUCGCUGGUCAGAUAUUAGCCAAUAUGAAAGCGUUAGAUUCCGAUAGUUUCAGUACAAAACAGAUGGGCAGAUCAGCCAAGUUUGGAGCUCCACCUAUGAAUAAAUUAAAUCUUUGGGGAGGAUCAUUAUCAUUGGGUCAUCCAUUCGGAGCGACUGGCGUUCGAUUGGUCACUACAGCAGCCAAUAGAUUGAAGGAAGAAGAUGGACAGUUUGGAUUAGUGGCGGCCUGCGCUGCUGGUGGAAUAGGACAUGCUAUGUUAGUGGAAAGAUACCCAGGAUACUGAGGAUUUUUUGACUUGAAAAAAAAAAUGGAAUCAAUGCAAGGAACUAAAAGUGAACAUUCAACUCAAAGUUAAAGACAGCAAAUCUGCAGACUAUAUUGUUUUAUUUAUUACAACAGUGCUUACUAUUACUCGGAUCAAAAAAUAAUAUCAAGUGAGAUCAAAUUCAGAUUUAACAAGUUUUUGAAGCAGAUUUCAGGAUACAUUUGCUGUGCUUGUGCCUCAUUUUCGAAAAAUUAAUUAGGUUAAAAACCAGACCAGAAAUACAGUAAUCUGAUUUGGAAACUAAAUUUGGUAUUAAUUUGAUGACAGGAAUGAAAAAAGAGCCUGGUGUUAAGGUGUUUCCAAGGAAAGAAAUAAUUUUUAAAACUAGCUGUCAAAUUGUUAUAUAUUGUGUACUGUUGAAUAUUUUGUUUCUGUAAGAAUAUUUUGUUUAUACGAUUUGUAAUUAUAAAUUAUAUUAUCACUCCCAAAGCUUUGAUUAUCAAGGUAAAGUCGUUCUGCUAACUGAUCAUUAAAAUGUUCAUUGGAACAAUUUUUAUAAUC